Ectocarpus siliculosus is the source of this 1116-nucleotide messenger RNA. The record is from the annotation of a GenBank genome assembly. NCBI's taxonomy places the organism in Eukaryota, Phaeophyceae, Ectocarpales, Ectocarpaceae.
CUACGGGGCCAGCCGAAACAAAGCAAGGCCAUGCAUGUCGCAGUGGGUGGAAGGUGCUCAAGGAGCGCCGCUGUGAGGUUCCUUGGAUUGCGCAGCGGGGAUGCUAUCGAGAGUGUGCGAUGGGGCUCUGGUGCCGUUUCCCAACAUCAUCUUUUUUCGUCGUCUGCGCGGGGUGAGGGAGGCCCUGACGACAGCACCACAAAGGCCAGAAACAGGGCGAGGGCGCAAGAGUGGGCGACCGACGACCAGCGGAGCAGCCGGUGGCGGUCCGGCGGGAGGUAUCAGAAGUCCAGGACCGGCAGUCAGAAGAAGCGCGACAAGACCUGGCAGAACUCGGACCCCCACGAGGAUCUGUGCCGCAUCAAGUGGGAACCUGAUCCCGACCAGCUGCCUAGCAACUGGUUCCGAGGACACAUCCCGGACAUGAUCAAGUGCAAGAUGUUCGACCUCUGGCAGGCGGACCCUGAGAAGAAUACUGCGAUGGCCCUGGCAAAGCAGUUCGGAUUGCCAUACCUAGACGUGCAGGCCAUCCUGACCCUCAAGAUCAAGGCCAAGGAGAACGUGGAGACGAUUGAGGGGUACGAGAUCUACCCGGAGAUCGAGGAGAUCUUCACGGAGCGCAAGGAAGCCUACAUCGAGGAGCUGGCGCAACACUACGGCCAGGAUAUACCCUUCAUCUACGAGCACUGCCCGGACAUCGACAAGAACGACCCUAGCAGCUGGACGAAUCCUAGAGAGUUCAAGCUGGGAAAGCUUACCGAGCAGGACCGUAGCAGCAAGUUCGACCGACCGCCCCUGCAGAGCCAGGACGAGGUUGCCGAAGACCUCAAGUACAAGCGCACCAACAAGGCUAUCUACGCCGCCGUGAGGGAGGAGGAGGCCGCAGAGCUUACCAAGAAGUUGGAGAAGGAGCCGAAUCUCCCCAAGAGGCGCUGGGCCUACGCCCUGAAGGACACGUCCUCUAAGGAUUCUUCUAUGGUGCCGCCCGUGCUCAGAGACGCGGACGGCGUGAUGCGGGCGGCUACAGUGGACGAGGAGAGAGGACUGAGCUACGCCGACGAGAACCUCUUCCGUCGCGACGUCCGCCGAUGGACGGCUCUUCGAGAAAUGCCCUGA